CCCCAGCUCCCGCCCCUCCUCCCAGCUGCCCCCCGCGGAGCCCGCCCGGGCAGGCUGUGGGAGGGAGCGGAGCCGGCGAGGCGGGCGGGCUGGCGCUCGCUCCCCGGGGGUCGGUGUGCGCUCUACGGGGAAGGACGCGCUCGCUGCCCCGCUUCUCCCGCCCCCCCUCCCGCUCCUCCUCCUCCCUUCUCCCUCCUCCUCCCCGCUCCGGCGGCGGAGGCUGCGGCGGCGGCGGGGGGUGUGCGAGCUGAGGCCGGGGCCGGCGGGCGGGCGGCGGGCGGGCUGCCUGCAGGCGGAGGGCGCUGUGCUUUGUGCUUUUCGCCGCGAGGAGCAGCAGGCAGCAGCCACAGCCGCCGCCGCCGCCACAGCAGCAGCAGCCGCCGCCCCAGCGCCGCCGCCGCGCCCGGAGGAGGAGCCGCUGCCGCCGCGGGAGGGAGCUGCGGCUGUGCCCGGCCGAGCGGGGGAGGGCGCCGCCGCUCAGAGCCGGGGAGGGAGCCGCAGGAGCGGGAAGCCCGGAGGCCGCGCUGCGCCGGGGUGAGGUGGCUUUCACCCCGGGUUGCCCGGCCAGCACGACCGAGGAGGUGGCUGGACGGCUGGAGAAUGAACGGAGAAGCCGACUGCCCCACAGACCUGGAAAUGGCCGCCCCCAAAGGCCAAGACCGCUGGUCCCAGGAAGACAUGCUGACUUUGCUGGAAUGCAUGAAGAACAACCUUCCAUCCAAUGACAGCUCCAAGUUCAAAACCACCGAGUCACAUAUGGACUGGGAAAAAGUAGCAUUUAAAGACUUUUCUGGAGACAUGUGCAAGCUCAAAUGGGUGGAGAUUUCUAAUGAGGUGAGGAAGUUCCGUACAUUGACAGAAUUGAUCCUCGAUGCUCAGGAACAUGUGAAAAACCCUUACAAAGGCAAAAAGCUCAAGAAACAUCCGGACUUCCCAAAGAAGCCCCUGACCCCUUAUUUCCGCUUCUUCAUGGAGAAGCGGGCAAAGUACGCAAAACUCCACCCUGAGAUGAGCAACCUGGACCUGACCAAGAUUCUGUCCAAGAAAUACAAGGAGCUGCCGGAGAAGAAGAAGAUGAAAUAUAUUCAGGACUUCCAGAGGGAGAAACAGGAGUUCGAGCGAAACCUGGCCCGAUUCAGGGAGGAUCACCCUGACCUAAUCCAGAAUGCCAAGAAGUCGGACAUCCCUGAGAAGCCCAAAACCCCCCAGCAGCUGUGGUACACCCAUGAGAAGAAGGUGUAUCUCAAAGUACGGCCAGAUGCCACUACGAAGGAGGUGAAGGACUCCCUGGGGAAGCAGUGGUCUCAGCUCUCGGACAAAAAGAGGCUGAAAUGGAUUCAUAAGGCCCUGGAGCAGCGGAAGGAGUACGAGGAGAUUAUGCGAGACUAUAUCCAGAAGCACCCCGAGUUGAACAUCAGUGAGGAGGGCAUCACCAAGUCCACCCUCACCAAGGCCGAACGCCAGCUCAAGGACAAGUUUGAUGGGCGACCCACCAAGCCACCUCCGAACAGCUACUCGCUGUACUGCGCAGAGCUGAUGGCCAAUAUGAAGGACGUGCCCAGCACGGAACGCAUGGUGCUAUGCAGCCAGCAGUGGAAGCUGCUCUCCCAGAAGGAGAAGGAUGCCUACCACAAGAAGUGCGACCAGAAAAAGAAAGAUUACGAGGUGGAACUGCUCCGUUUUCUGGAGAGCCUGCCUGAGGAGGAGCAGCAACGGGUCCUGGGGGAGGAGAAGAUGUUGAACAUCAACAAGAAGCAAGCUACCAGCCCAGCCUCCAAGAAGCCCUCCCAGGAAGGGGGCAAGGGCGGCUCCGAGAAGCCCAAGCGACCGGUGUCGGCCAUGUUCAUCUUCUCAGAAGAGAAGCGGCGGCAGUUGCAGGAGGAACGGCCGGAGCUCUCGGAGAGUGAGCUGACUCGCCUGCUGGCCCGCAUGUGGAACGACUUGUCGGAGAAGAAGAAGGCCAAGUACAAGGCCCGGGAGGCUGCGCUGAAGGCCCAGUCGGAGAGGAAGCCGGGUGGGGAGCGCGAGGAGCGGGGCAAGCUGCCCGAGUCGCCCAAGAGAGCCGAGGAGAUCUGGCAACAGAGCGUCAUCGGCGACUACCUGGCCCGCUUCAAGAACGACCGGGUGAAGGCCUUGAAAGCCAUGGAGAUGACCUGGAACAACAUGGAGAAGAAGGAGAAACUGAUGUGGAUUAAGAAGGCCGCUGAAGACCAAAAGCGAUAUGAGAGAGAGCUGAGUGAGAUGCGGGCACCCCCGGCUGCUGCAAACUCGUCCAAGAAGAUGAAGUUCCAGGGAGAACCCAAGAAGCCUCCCAUGAACGGUUACCAGAAGUUCUCCCAGGAGCUGCUGUCCAAUGGGGAGCUGAAUCACUUGCCGCUAAAGGAACGCAUGGUGGAGAUUGGCAGCCGCUGGCAGCGCAUCUCCCAGAGCCAGAAGGAGCACUACAAAAAGCUGGCCGAGGAGCAGCAGAAGCAGUACAAAGUACACCUGGACCUCUGGGUCAAGAGUCUGUCUCCCCAGGACCGCGCAGCAUAUAAAGAGUACAUCUCCAAUAAACGUAAGAGCAUGACCAAGCUGCGAGGCCCGAACCCCAAGUCCAGCCGGACUACCCUGCAGUCCAAGUCGGAGUCUGAGGAAGAUGACGAAGAGGAUGAGGAUGAUGAGGAUGAAGACGAAGAGGAGGAAGAUGAUGAGAACGGGGACUCCUCCGAGGAUGGUGGGGACUCCUCCGAGUCCAGCAGCGAGGAUGAGAGCGAGGAUGGGGAUGAGAACGAGGAGGAUGACGAGGAUGAAGACGACGACGAGGAUGACGAUGAGGAUGAGGACAAUGAGUCCGAGGGCAGCAGCUCCAGCUCCUCUUCCUCGGGGGACUCCUCGGACUCUGACUCCAACUGAGGCUCAGCCCCACCCGGGGCUCCCCUCCCCAACUGACCGCCUUUGUUUCUCCCCCAUGUUCUGUCCCCUGCCCCCUGGCCUCCCCCACUUUCUUUCUUUCUCUUCUUUUUUUUUAAACAAAAUACGGUGGGGGGAGGGGCUGGAGGAGCCAAGGCCAGGACUCUGCAGCCUCAGAGAUACCAGCCCUGGGGGGCCGUCCAGGGAGCGCAACCAUCAGACUGAGCCACCACUGGACCGGCCCGGCCCACCCCUCUUCUGCACUUGCGGUUCCGGCAUGGACAAUGGACCUGGGAGUGGGGUGGGGGGUCCCAAAGAGUUCAGUGAGGCCCUCUACACCUGCAGCCCGACCCAUGGGAGGGUGGAAGCUUGGGGAGGAUCCCUCCCUUCCCAGAGGGGCUUGCUGCCUGGACCCCUACAUUGGAACUGGAGGCAGGGAAAGGAUGGAGAGAGGAGGGUGGGUGCCUGUGAGAAAACAGUGAGAAAACAGGCACUGCCCGCAGCCCUCUCCCCCGCCCCCUGCAGGAAGGAGCUGCCUGGACCCGCUCAUGGGGGGAGGGGGCAGAAGUGUUUUUUAUAUAUGUGUAUAUAUUUUUUUUUUUAAGCUCUGAGCUGUCAACGAGACGUUUCCUACCGAUCUCGGCUGCCGUCUCUGUUGUCAUUUCUGGGAGAGGGAGGGUUUAGGGGGUAGGUUUGGGACUUUUUUAAAAUGGUCUUGAUGCGUAUGGAAAAGUGUGUGUGCGUGUGUGUGUGUGUGUGUGUGUGUGUGUGUGGCCUGUACAUAGCAUGGGUGCACCUGUGGAUGUGUGCAAAGGCACAUGUGGAUGUAUGUGUGCAAAAGAGAAGGGGGAGCCCACCUCAGUCUGUAAAUCUGGUGAAAGGGUUGGUGAGGGCCAGGGAGACAUUGGUCCUGGUGGGAGUGGGCUGGGGCGGCCCCUUUCUCCGUAUCUGCUUUGCCUAAUCUCUGAUUCCAUUUUGGGAGGUGUACUGAAGCCACUCUGAUGCUUCCUAUGCCAGCUUCCCUCUGCCGGGGCCUUGUGACUGAGCUGCUGCUGGUCUCCAAUAUCCAGCAGGACGGUGGGGAAGGGGACAGACCAGGUGAACCUUACAGCUUUUAUUUGGUGGGAGAGGCCUUCCCAGCUCAUCUGAGGGGUCACCUGGCCACUCUAGCUCAGAAUCUGGGCUUCAAGAAAUGUGUCCCAAGCUCUUAACUUACACAUCUCUCCUGCCUUCCUCCCAUACCCUCUAGCUCCCUUGCCCCCAUUUCCUUUGAUUUCUCAGGUCUGCUCCCUCCCCCGCACCCCCCAAACCCACAGCUGGGGAAGAGGUCUGUAAAAAGCUGCUUUUGCAGCUGUCCCUCUAACCCUUCCUAGCCAUCCCAACCUUUUUGGUACCCUGGUUCCUAGACAUUCAAUAAGCCAAGCCACCUUGUCUCUGUGGAUUUGAUUUUUUUGUUUUUGACGAAAUUUUGGCUUUUUUUUUUUUUUUUUUUUUACAAUCAUGUCAGUGACCUAUUUAACUGGGGCUUUGUGCUUUUCCAUCUUCCCCCUCUAAAUGAAAGCCAAGGGAUGGGGGAAGAGAGGAAACUCCACCUGGGAGGUGGGGUGGGAAAGAUGGGUCCUGCUCCCAAAGGCAGGCAGACGAUCUGCCUUGCCUUGGACGUGGUGCUGGGGGUCGGGGAACUAGGGAGGGACACUCCCCACUCCACGCCCCCUCCUUUGUCCUGAUCCUGGAAUUAGGUCCAGGGGUUCAUAGGUUCUAUUUCUUCCCAAGAGCCCCUGCAAAGAACCCCAUUUCCCUGUUUGAAUGCCCCUGCGCUGUUGUGUUUUAGUGGAAUGUGUUUUCAUUUAAAAACAACUUUGGGGCGCUUUUUUUUCCUGUUUUAAAAAUUGAAAAAUUCUUACAGUACAAACAGGGCUGUGGGGGUGGGGGUGUUGGUGCUGUAAGAGGUCACUCUGAGUGCAUUUUGGCACUGGGAUGGGAUGGCUGGGGUGGGAGGACCCCCGCUCCCCCUUUUUUUUUCUAAUAUUUAAGGAGUGUUUUUGUAGGUUUCAACAACAACCACAACUUGAAUUUGUAUCAUGGGAGGUGGGAGGGAGUGGCUUAGAGGUGUCUGCCUAAGCUUAAGGCCAAUUGUGGAAGUUUUGUUUUCUCUUUUUUUGUACAAUAAAGUGAAAAACAAAA
Messenger RNA from Equus quagga, 5076 nucleotides. It is a transcript of the gene UBTF, whose product is annotated as upstream binding transcription factor. The transcript has 21 exons. The record is from RefSeq and is a predicted model, not a curated record. Bases 601 to 2895 code for a protein of 764 amino acids. Lineage: Eukaryota; Metazoa; Chordata; Mammalia; Perissodactyla; Equidae.